CCCCUCCCCCUCUGGUUCUCACCCUGGCUGCGAGCAAAGCGUCUUCAUGAGCGCAGAGGAUGUCCGGAAAGCACUACAAGGGGCCUGAAGUCAGUUGUUGCAUCAAAUAUUUCAUCUUCGGCUUCAAUGUCAUUUUCUGGUUCCUUGGCAUAGCAUUUCUUGGGAUUGGAUUGUGGGCAUGGAAUGAAAAGGGAGUGCUGUCCAACAUCUCCUCCAUCACUGACCUGGGAGGCUUUGAUCCUGUUUGGCUCUUCCUAGUGGUAGGAGGAGUUAUGUUCAUUUUGGGAUUCGCAGGAUGCAUUGGAGCUUUACGAGAAAACACUUUUCUUCUCAAAUUUUUCUCUGUAUUUCUUGGAAUUAUUUUCUUCUUGGAGCUCACUGCUGGCGUUCUAGCAUUUGUUUUCAAAGACUGGAUAAAGGACCAGCUGUAUUUCUUUAUAAACAACAACAUCAGAGCCUACCGAGAUGACAUUGAUUUACAAAACCUCAUAGACUUCACACAGGAAUAUUGGCAGUGCUGUGGGGCUUUUGGAGCUGAUGACUGGAACCUUAACAUUUACUUCAAUUGUACAGAUUCCAACGCGAGCCGAGAGCGCUGUGGUGUGCCAUUCUCUUGCUGUACUAAAGACCCUGCUGAAGAUGUUAUUAAUACUCAGUGUGGCUACGAUGCAAGGCAAAAACCAGAAGUUGAUCAGCAGAUUGUUAUCUACACUAAAGGCUGUGUCCCUCAGUUUGAGAAAUGGUUGCAGGACAACCUUACCAUAGUUGCUGGUAUAUUCAUUGGGAUAGCAUUACUGCAGAUAUUUGGGAUAUGCUUAGCCCAGAAUUUGGUUAGUGACAUUGAGGCUGUCAGAGCCAGCUGGUAAAACUGCUGAAGUAACCACAACAAGACACUGGACAACCGAAACCCUCUGAAACCUCCAGUGUGUCACUCCGACACCAAGCUGUAUGGACAUGGGUGACAGGGAAGCCUUCUCUCCCAAGUAGUCUCAAGUUUAAGUUCCUGAUAUUGCAGUGAACUUGUGUUUUUUCGGGAUGGGGGAGAGAAGAGUGGGCUAUUGAAAAUCUGCUGCUCACUGACAAUUUUUUUUUUUUCUUUUAAACCACCACUUUGAAAGCUGUUGAGCCGUGAAUCUCUACUGUAUUCUUGAUUUUGAGUAACAAGUGGACACUUUUUUAAAUUGGUGUAUUCAGUGAGACAGAGUUGCAUUGUUGUAGUCUGUGGAUAUGCUGUUUAUUCUUCAUGUCAUGAGCUCUUUGAUAGCUGCCAAAUAUUCCUGAGAUGGUCUAUCUCCUCACCACUCUGUAAAGGAACAAUCUUCUUGUUUUCACAGCUAAACAUAGCUACAGGCCUAAACCCAUGAAGCAGGAAGCAACUUUCUAUGCAUCUAUUGUACAGUAAAAAGAAAUUGUUUUUAAAACAAGGGGAAUUAUUUUUAUGCAAGCUUCCAACUAUCUCCUUCUAGUACUUUGAGGCUGGAAUCAGCAGAAGGGAGAAUUGCUUAAUUUUGUUAAGAUCUUUCUUCCUUCUCCACUCUUGUAUGAAGGGAAAGGAGUUUUCUAUUUGACGAACAAGGGUUGCUGCCAUACCUUUGGAUAUCAGUCUCUUAAGGCAAGGAUGGGAUAUAACUGUAUAAAUGUAUGAAAGCAGUGUGGAUGUUGGGUCCAAGUGAAGAAUAAUAUUCAAAUAAUGAAUUAUAUAUUAACUUAAAAAAUUCAAAACUUAUGUAUCUGAUAUGGCAAAAUCUUUUGUUUCUCUGAAAUUUAGUGUAACCUAAUGUAUUUAGGGAUCUCACUGAUGUUAAUGCUUUGACAUACUCAUGCGAAGCUUGUUUCUUUGGUCUGUUCCUAGCUAGGGCUUUGGUCUUUCUUUUUUUCUUUUUCUUUUCUUUAAUUCUUUUUACUUGCAUGAGCUGUGGAAUAAGAAUCUGUGACACUCCAGUGCUUUAAAUAUGUGCAUAUGUUUUAAUACAGUCUAAUCCAAACUUAUUUAUUGAUAAAUGCAUGUGAUUAUGGGAAGAUCAUUUCCCAUUCUCUUGGAAGUUGGAGAGAACAGUUUUUGUCAGAGUAAAUGCUUACCUCCAGUGAACAAAUUCAUACUAUGGAGAUGUCUUCUCUUCUUGCUCUAAAGGCAACAAAGAGCUUUCUUCUUCUUUCUGUGAAGCAACAGAAUAAAAAUCUUAAAAUAGAAGCAUUUAUUAGGAUCCGCUAAGGCAGACCCUUUUGAAUUGGAUGCAAGAAAGCAGAAUGUGGCAAAAAGCACAAAUAGUGGAGAAAACUUUAAUCCGGCUCCAUUCAGCUUAGUGUUUUUGAUUUGUUCUUCUUCACUAAUAAUAGUGAACUUAAAGACCUGACAUGGCUUGGGUAGUUUACUGCACUUUGUAUAAAUUUAGUGUGUUUUAUGACCCUUCUCAAUAUCUCCAUACCAGUCCUGAAAGCUGUGGUCCUGCUUUGGUCAGACAGUGGCAAAGGGUGUGUAGCACCUCCUUGUAAGGACGUAACAUCUUUGAGUUGAGCUUCCUAAACCAGAAGGUAUAUGGAGUAGGACAGAGGAACAUUGCUUUCAAAGCUUCCCUGUUUUGGGGGAUAGAUAGAAGGCUGAUCUGGUGACUUGUUAAGGCUCUUUUUGGUCCUGUGACACUUAAACAAAUGAAUAUAUGUACCCUUGCACAUUUUGCCUUUCUGUGCUUUAGUUGGCUGUGGUUUUUCUCCCCUCUGAAGGCUGGUGAAGGGCACGCCGCUGCUUCACAGAUGCCUCAGCAGACCUGUUGUCCUCCCAUCUUUGAGCAUUACCUCAUCCUCUUCUGGUUAACUCCCACUGACUGGCUCUGAAUCAGGCAGCCUCCAUAUCCCUGGGUAUCUGCUGUUAAAGGCCAGCCAUGACUCAGAAUAUUUUUUAAAGCCUUUCAAAGCAAUUAUAAUUCAUUGUCCUUAAUAAAGUUGGUUCCACCUCA
Messenger RNA from Melospiza melodia melodia, 2954 nucleotides. RefSeq names its product tetraspanin 5 (gene TSPAN5). Gene Ontology annotation, cellular component: plasma membrane. NCBI's taxonomy places the organism in Eukaryota, Metazoa, Chordata, Aves, Passeriformes, Passerellidae. The record is from RefSeq and is a predicted model, not a curated record. The transcript has 8 exons. The coding region runs from base 60 to 866 and encodes 268 amino acids.